GGACCGAGACGGGCCUGUGCCCCCGGCACUCAGUCAUCCGUCCUCGAUGGGCUCUUCUGUCAAGGUCGGGAGCUGCCUGGUUGCCGGCUUGCUGCGGGACCGAGUGGCUAUCGUCACUGGCGGGGCCACCGGCAUCGGAAAGGCCAUCGCGAGGGAGCUCCUGCACCUGGGGAGUAAUGUGGUCAUUGCAUCCCGAAAGAUUGAUAGAUUAAAAUCUGCUGCAGAGGAAUUAAGGGUUGGCCUGCCUUCUACCAGCCAGGCUCAAGUCACUCCCAUGCAGUGCAAUAUCCGGAAAGAAGAGGAGGUGAAUAAUUUGGUCAUGUCUACCUUGGGUAUUUAUGGUAAGAUUGACCUCUUGGUGAACAAUGGAGGAGGCCAGUUCAUGUCUCUUGCUGAACAUAUCAGUGCAAAGGGGUGGCAUGCUGUGAUCGAAACCAACCUGACGGGCACCUUCUACAUGUGCAAAGCAGUUUAUAACUCCUGGAUGAAAGAGCAUGGAGGAUCUAUUGUUAAUAUUAUCCUGCUUACUAACAAUGGAUUUCCAGGAGCUGUGCAUAGUGGAGCUGCAAGAGAAGGUGUUUACAACCUCACCAAAACAUUAGCGCUGGAAUGGGCCAGCAGUGGAGUGAGGAUUAACUGUGUUGCCCCUGGAACAAUUUAUUCCCCGACUGCUUAUGACAACUACAGGGCUUUGGGACAAGACUUAUUUGAAGAGUACUUUCAUAAAAUCCCAGCUAAACGACUUGGAGUUCCUGAGGAGAUUUCCUCCUUGGUGUGCUUCCUGCUGUCUCCUGCAGCCUCCUUUAUCACUGGGCAGCUGGUAAAUGUGGAUGGGGGUCAGUCUCUGUACACUCACAUGUGGGAGAUACCAGGUGAGCAGCCAAGGAAUCAUGACAACUGGCCUGAGGGAUUAGGGGACCUUUCUGUUGUCAAAAGGAUGAAGGAGUCUGCUAAGCUUAAAGCUAAGCUCUAAGCUGAGGGAACACAGAGGUGUCCUCUGUCCCCACGUGCCUUAACAGCUUGAGGAUACACUUCUGUACUUUUUAAGGGUUUAUAAUUUGUAUGGAAAACAAUCAUUUCUGCUUUUUUAAUGUUAUUAAUUACAUCUAUGCAAAAACUACUCCUGACAGAAAUGCAUUUUUUUAUGUCCCAACUGAUGUCUUUUAACUUGGGAAUAAAAAUUUUUUUUCAAGGAAUGGAAAUUAACAUACUUAAAUGAUUAUACUUUUCAUUUCUAAGAAAGUUAUUUGAAAAAUGAACUAAUUUUAAAUUCAUAGUAACUGAAAGGAUCAUGAACUCCCAGAAGGUUUUAUUAUUUAAUUGUAAAGGUAAAUAAUAAAUUGUGGCAUAAUUAUGAUUAAUUCAACUAGAGUUAUGCAAUGACUUGUUUUUGGUGGCAAAUACUUUUGGAACAAUAAAGCUUAAUGGUAAUUAUCAAUGUAUAGUUUGUUUUGUUCAUGAAGUCAAAUUUGUUUAAAUGUUUGUAAUUCAAAGAAAAGUUAUAUGUUGUAUGUUUUUGCAGUGCUUGAUUUGUGUCUUGAUUUCCUAUUCAAAGUAUUCCCUGUUCUCUAUGUAUCUCCUUUC
Cynocephalus volans (Philippine flying lemur) is the source of this 1584-nucleotide messenger RNA. RefSeq names its product peroxisomal trans-2-enoyl-CoA reductase (gene PECR). NCBI's taxonomy places the organism in Eukaryota, Metazoa, Chordata, Mammalia, Dermoptera, Cynocephalidae. The record is from RefSeq and is a predicted model, not a curated record. The transcript is spliced from 8 exons. Gene Ontology annotation, cellular component: peroxisome. Gene Ontology annotation, biological process: phytol metabolic process. The coding region runs from base 47 to 973 and encodes 308 amino acids. Gene Ontology annotation, molecular function: trans-2-enoyl-CoA reductase (NADPH) activity.